Messenger RNA from Trichoderma virens Gv29-8, 3385 nucleotides. RefSeq lists its product as uncharacterized. Gene Ontology annotation, molecular function: ubiquitin binding; ubiquitin-protein transferase activity. The record is from RefSeq and is a predicted model, not a curated record. The transcript has a single exon. Gene Ontology annotation, biological process: proteasome-mediated ubiquitin-dependent protein catabolic process; protein linear polyubiquitination. The coding region runs from base 46 to 3297 and encodes 1083 amino acids. Lineage: Eukaryota; Fungi; Ascomycota; Sordariomycetes; Hypocreales; Hypocreaceae. Gene Ontology annotation, cellular component: LUBAC complex.
CCCUUCUCCUUGUGACCUGACUUCAUCAGCAACAGGUUCACCACGAUGGCGACAUCAUCACAGGAUGCGGCCAAUGGGCCCUUCGACCUCCUAUUGCUGAUGGAUGCCACCUCGUCCAUGGGCACCUUUGUCGAAGCUCUCAACAAGUCACUUCCAGAGGUCAUCAGCAUUUCUGCCCUGACAGGAUGCUUCGAGAGAAUAGGAGUUCUCGCCUACCGCGACUACUGUGACGGCGCUGACAAGCUUCUCGCGUGGUCGGGCUGGUGCUCGCCUGCGGGAAAGUUCCAAGGAGAAGAUAUUGUAUCACAGCAGGAUGUGCUCGAAAUGGCUCGCAAGAUGACGCCCUACGGAGGUGGUGACUGGCCAGAGGCUACAAAGACAGGUCUUGCAAAGGCAUACAGCGUCAUGCGACCUGGCGCAACGACAAUCAUAUUGCUGUAUGCGGAUGCCCCUCCCCAUUUCAAGGAGAUAUCCGACAGACGGAACUAUUCAAUGGAGUGCGCGGCGCUCGCAAACACCAAGAUGUGGGGAGAUGAUGGGAAGCUGUUUGUGGACUGGGCAUCGGCGGCCAAGACGCUUCGAUCUGGACCAAAGAAGGCAGUGGUGUUCAGCAUGAUCCAGGAGGUCAGCGUUAACACACACUCAGCCUAUCUAUAUCUAUCUACAGUCACCGGAGGCCAUUUGUUUGAGAUUGAACAAAUGGUUUCCGACAAAAUCUCCCAGUUGACCAUUGGUGUCUUGCUUACAUGGAUGAGACUUGGCAAGACAAUCGCCGACUCAAGCACGCGGCUAGGACGGUUGACAAAGUACAAGUCGACUGCAGAUAUCCUCACAGCUACCAAGGAAGAUGACAAGCUCCUGGAAAAGUACAUUGCAAGGGGAAAUUUACUAACCCCAGCUAUACGCAAGUGUUCCGACAAUGUUGAGAGCCAGUCAGUUACUCUAGGUGUUGUGCCAGGCCUGAUCAAAUCCCGCGGUCCAAAUGUCGAGAGCUUCGCUGACAGGUAUGCCAACGACAUGAGCUACAAGGAAAUGGCUAUUGGGCAGCUCAAAACCAUUAUUGAGAGCAACGUAUCGGCAAUCUCGCUGAAUCCCAUAUUUGGAAGUCUUUGGCGGGCCGUCUGUAAUGAUCGACUCAACCCUGCGCGGGAUGAGCUCAUUACACUCUUCGGCCUCCACGUAGACAGAAUCUCAAACGCAGAUGAAAAGGAACGUAUGAAGACGUGGCUUGCUGAGUCGUACAACUACGUUGAUGAGAUAAACGCAUUGAUCGAGGCCGUCGCCCCUGAAGACCGCUUCCCGAUGGUAUUCCUAGAUCCCACAGCAGACUUUGGAUUUGUGGAUGAUGACGAGGGUGUGCGGCGACGGUUGCAAGACUUUAGUCGACCCGAAUUGCUUGAGAUUGGAAGAUCGUGUGAUUACAAGAUUCUCCGGCGCCUGGGCAAGGUCUUGACUCGUCUUACGUUUGUUGGCACCAAGGACGAGCUGCCCCAUCAUAUUCAGACCAUGGACCCCAAGAACCCCGUGCCUUGCGUGCCUCUUGCCCUGGCAAAGGCGGAAUACAACCGGGAUUUCUGGAAAAUCCUCUUGCAUACCGUUCUCCCAGGAACAAAGCUGGGAGCCCGUCCCGCCUGCCUGCUAGCUGCGCUGGCCCUUCGCAUGGGCAUCGUCCCCCUGCGAGAGGCAGCAGACCGGGAGCUUUUGGCAUUCAGUGGAAACUGGAAUACGCUGGAGAUCCCCGAAACGUGGAACCUGGGCUGCCUCAAUCUUUUGCUGGAUGCAGACAGCGACUACGAGAAGAGAAUAGCCGACGGCGUAACUACCAGGUCCUCCGACGAGUCUAGAAUACUCUCGGUCAAAGAUCGGGAUACAUUCAAGGCGCUUGUGGAUUACAAGAUGCUUGAGCUGAACCUUGACACCGUCCUCGGAGCACAGAUUACCUGGACUCCGGAGAAGACAAAGGUAGCCAUGGGCCCACUUGUCAUAUGCAAGAAGUGCCAGUUUCCGCGAUCUGUUACCAUCAUGGCCCCUGGAGGCGUGUGCGGCCUAUGUGAUGUUGAGCUCGAUGGAUGCUCAUGCCCUGUAUGCGUCGUGGUGGAAGACCACGAGGAGCGCCUCAAGACCAACGUCUCAGCAGACCAGACAGAAUUGUCGGAAGCGUACUGGGUCGAAUGCGGACAGACUUCCUGCAGAGCUCAGUACGUAGUCUACAAUCCAAAGGACCUUCGCGUGCGCCCCAAGUGCUACUUUUGCCGACACCCCAGCCGAAGCUCUAAGAACGUUCAGGGUGACCACCGGUCAGAUGUAGGAAAGGCACCCACAGUCGAAUGUUCCACGUGCUUGGGCCGAAUCAUCUGGCCAGAGGAGUACCGGCCUGACGACCUUGACCUAACCAAGUAUCAAUGUCCCGCAUGCACUGCUGGCAAGAAGACUAUCGUCGAGGAAGAGACCACGGCACGAAAGCUGAGCGACGAGAACAACUGGGAUUGGCUCCUCAAGAACGAGGAUAAGACUAUCAAGCAGCCUUUCAGCGGCAGGACGGUCUUCUUUACUGCCUCGAACUGCAAUCUGGCCGACAUGGACACCAAGGUAGAGAUUCUUCCUGCUACCAACGAGAAUAGCCUCACCAUCCGUGGGAAACUUGUGCGCAAUCCAGAUGAGGUCAAGGCGUCUCUGUUGAACUGGGUACGUUCUCGGCGAACCGAAUCCGCCACUUGCAGCUUGUGUUUCUCUAGCGUUCGGAAGAGCGAUGCUCUCCCUGCUUGUGGGCGUUCUGGCUGCCAUCAGGUCAUCUGCAGCAGUUGUCGUGACAGCUGGUAUGGCAUCAACUCUCCAGGCAGCAUCCUCAACAUUCCCGCUCUCCACUGCCCCUUUUGCCGCCGCCGGCCUGCUCCCAAGGCCAUCAGCAAGUUCAGACUCCACCAGAUCGGCUUGCUCCGCGAUGCACUUGAAGAUGGCGGUUCUUGGAUCUAUGCAUGGUGCAAAGAGUGCGGCUUUGCAAGAAAGUAUGUUGAGCGAGUUUGUGCCGCAGGGGCACCGGCCGAGCUGGUUGAUUGGGUAUGUGAAGAAUGCACGCCCUAUCUGACAGUGAAGCAGAGGCGCAUUCGACGUUGCCCAGGGUGUGGAGUGGCAACCGAGAAGACGUAUGGGUGCGAUCAUAUCACUUGUCCUUGUGGAACACACUGGUGCUAUGCGUGUGGAAAGGAGAGCGAUGAGGGAGAGAUUUACACCCACAUGCAGGAAGAGCAUGGAGGACUAUACUGGGGGGAUGAGACGGAUGAGGACGACUACGCGUAGCAGCUAUUAUUGGGGUAGCAUACUUGAUUGACAGAUUAGCGAUGUUUACUACAGAUAAUGACAUGAGAUGAUGUGUUGAUGCAUUGGU